Molecule: messenger RNA, 833 nt
Organism: Meloidogyne enterolobii
Lineage: Eukaryota; Metazoa; Nematoda; Chromadorea; Rhabditida; Meloidogynidae
Source: the annotation of a GenBank genome assembly
UUUCAAUGGAUUCUUUACUCGAGGUACAACGUACUUGUCACGAAGAAAGGGAAAGAUGUGUUGAUUUAAUGGUUAGAGAAUAUUUGGUUGAAAAGAAAACGCAACGAGAAAAGAUCAAUUCUGACCAACGUGUUAAAGGUUUAAUUGAUAGAUGUAGAAAUGCUACAGAUAAAUUAAUUAAAAUAUAUAAUGAUGAAUCUGGUGAACGUGCUAAAGAAAUUCAAGCUAUUGGAGGACCAAAUGAAUUUGCUGAAUUUUAUUCUCGUCUAAAAUCACUCAAAGACAUUCACCGAAAAAAUCCGAACGAGACAGCUCGUCCUUUAACGAUAGAAUUCCAAGAGAUGGCUAAUUUUGUACAAGAUCCAGAUAAAAUUGAGAGGGAAAUGGUUCGCUUUACGGACGAGGAAGGCUACGGGAAAUUUUUGGAUAUGCACACUCUUUAUGAGCAAUAUGUUAAUUUGAAAGGAGUUAAGCGUAUUGAUUAUAUUACUUUCAUCUCUACAUUUAAUCAAUUACAUGAAAUUUCGAAAGAUAAAACUAAAAAGACUGGAGCUUAUAAAAAUUAUGUUUCUUCUCUCGAAGGAUAUUUGACAGACUUUUUGCGACGUGCAAAACCUUUAAUUGAUAUUGAAGCGGAACUUUAUAAUGCCGACAAUGGUAAAGUGCCUGGUUGGUCGACAGAGAAAAGCACUGGAAGUUUAUUGGCUAAACAACCAAUGGCUUCGGCAGAUCUUGAUUUAGCCAAAUAUGAGACGGUAGAUGAGCUUAUGGAACUUGGGAGUGAUCGUUUGAAAUCGGCGCUUCUUGAGAGGAAUUUGAAAUGUGGAGGGUAA